AUGGACAAGAAGGUAAGGCGCGGUGGUGGUAUAGAGGAGAGUGAUGGCAUCUAUGUUAGUUGGGGCUACAGCUGUGUCGGUGAUCCUGCAGAGUUCAAUUUUCAGACAAGAAGCCAUGAUGUCGUAGCUGUGACAAAGUCUGGAUAUGAUGCUUGCUCCGGCAAUGAUCAGAUAGCGUCUCCGGUGAACAACGGCCCAGCCAAUAUCCCCUUAUCCUCUGCAGGGGGAUACUACUACAUAUGCAGCUUCUCCGGCCAUUUCUAUGCAGGGCAGAAGCUAACCAUUAAUGUUGAAUCCUUGCCAUCUAGCUCCGGCAAUGCACCUUCACCCAGGUUGGGAGCUCCUCCUCCACCUUCCAGCUAA
Molecule: messenger RNA, 363 nt
Organism: Dioscorea cayenensis subsp. rotundata (Guinea yam)
Lineage: Eukaryota; Viridiplantae; Streptophyta; Magnoliopsida; Dioscoreales; Dioscoreaceae
Product: umecyanin-like
Exons: 2
Coding region: 1-363 (120 amino acids)
Cellular component (GO): plasma membrane
Molecular function (GO): electron transfer activity
Source: RefSeq, a predicted model, not a curated record